Messenger RNA from Galendromus occidentalis (western predatory mite), 2685 nucleotides. RefSeq names its product glutamate receptor ionotropic, kainate 2-like. The transcript has 15 exons. NCBI's taxonomy places the organism in Eukaryota, Metazoa, Arthropoda, Arachnida, Mesostigmata, Phytoseiidae. The coding region runs from base 1 to 2685 and encodes 894 amino acids. The record is from RefSeq and is a predicted model, not a curated record. Gene Ontology annotation, cellular component: membrane. Gene Ontology annotation, molecular function: ligand-gated monoatomic ion channel activity; signaling receptor activity. Gene Ontology annotation, biological process: monoatomic ion transport.
AUGUCGAGAGUGAGAACCCCAGCCCGGAAGAAGAUCGGCGGGAGCUUCACGCACACCUUAGAAACUAAAGGCGGACUUUUCGAAUCGAAGGAUGACCCUCUGAGCCGAGCCUUCGACUUCGCCUUGAGUCGAAGCGCUCUCAGGUCUAAGAACCCUCUCGUGAGGAGUAUACUGAAUGGCGUCAAGGAAACUGUUCCCAACGCAAAAUGGAGUCACUCUACUUACAAAGCAGCUUGCCGCAUGCUACCGAAAGGUUUAUCCGCCGUAAUUGGGCCCAGCAGAGCUAGCAGCGGACCACUGCUCGAUUCACUGUGUUCGUCCUACAAUCUACCGUUCAUUGCCAUCGGUCCGGAAUUGACGUCCUCCUCAGACUCUCAUCCGAGCCCAAAACGCGUAAACCUCCAUCCCGCUACCGACAUCCUCAGCAAAGCUUUUUUUGACGUCGCCAACAUGACAGAGUGGAAAACCAUCUCUGUCAUCUACGAUAGCGAAGAUUCUCUCAUUCGGCUGGCCUACCUCCUACGACAAGCUGCAUCCGAGACUUACCUGCACUUUCUCCACGAUUACAACUCACCGGUGACCUUGUUUAAACGGAUCUUCCAUCUGAAGGACAACAAUAUCGUCAUCGAUGUCGCUACCUCCCGCAUCGCUGGAUUAUUGGAAGCUGCUCGAAAGGCUGGCAUGAUGACCGAGUACUACAAUUUCGUCUUGACAUCCUUGGAUAUGCACACGAUGGACCUGAGCGCGUAUUAUCCCAUGAGAGCCAACAUCUCAUUUGUGAAACUCAUUGAUCUCAACACUAGGGAAAACAAUCGAUUGAUGAACGAAUUCAGAAUAUUCCAACUAUCUGAUGGUAUUCGGGACAACUUGGAGCUGACGACGGAACAAGCUCUUGUCGUGGAUUCCGUGUCGUUCGCGGUUCAAACUCUUCAAGAGAUGUCGAUAGACCAUAACAUCGAAGGUCCAGAGCUCGAUUGCACUUUCGGGGAUCGUUGGAGACUCGGAUACAACAUCACAGAUAGGAUGCUCAGGAGUUCAUUCCGCGGAUUGACCGGAGUGAGCACGCUGAAUGAACACGGUCAACGCACCUCGUUCCAGCUGGACGUCAUCAGAGUCUUGUGGACAGGACCGACCAAGGUCGCAGUAUGGGACACGCAGAAUGGGAUAAGGACUCAAUCUACGUAUCCCGAGAGCGUCAUGAAGGAGCUCGAGAACCUCAUGGCUUCGAAAGUGUUCAACGUCACCACAAUUCUGAACGCACCCUAUACAAUGCUGAAGAAAGAUCACGCGAGUCGCACUGGAAACGAUAGGUUCGAAGGAUUCUGUAUGGAGCUGAUGCAGACGCUCUCCGAAAGGGUCGGCUUCAAAUACAGCAUACAGCUUGUGAAGGACAACAGCUACGGAAGUCGUCAGCCCGACGGCUCAUUCAAUGGGAUGAUAAAAGAAGUCAUGAAUAUGGAGGCGGAUAUGGCGAUUGUUGAUUUGUCCAUUACGGCCGAACGAAUGCAGGUAGUGGAUUUCACGCAACCCUUCCUCCGGACGGGGAUAUCGAUACUGUUCAGCAAACAACAGCAGCGAGAAGACGUUUCCUAUUUCCUGUUCAUGAAACCGUUUUCAUUGGAAGUUUGGAUCUGUACGUUGACAGCUUUCACCGGCAUAACGGUUUUCUACUACGUGACCGCAAGCAUCAGUCCUAACGAGAAUGCCGCUGUGGCAAUCGGGGAGGAAAUCAAGGACUACUCAAGAAUGGUUCUGGACCAGGAGAUGAAAAUAGCCAGCCGGUUCUGGUUCGCCGUAGGCUCCAUAAUGCAGCAAGGCUCAGACCUCAACCCGGUAUCCCUCUCGUGUCGGACUAUCGCCUCCGUGUGGUGGUUCUUCACUCUGAUCGUCGUAUCAUCGUACACAGCCAAUCUCGCCGCGACCCUGACGGCUGAGCGGAUGGUUUCUCAGAUCGAUUCUGCGGACGAUCUGGCGCGCCAAUCAGUAAUCGAGUACGGUUGCUUAGCGUCUGGUUCCUCAAGGAAGUUUUUCGAGCAAUCGACGAAUAAGAUCUACCAGCAGCUCUCGGACCACAUGGAGAGAGCGAAGCCAACGGUGUACGCCAAGACCAAUGCUGAGGCCAUUCGACGGGUUCUUGGCGGCAAUUAUGCAUAUUUCAUGGAAGCGACCACGAUCGAAUACCUGAAGGAGAGGAACUGCAGACUGACGAAAGUGGGAGGUCUUCUCGACAGCAAAGGCUACGGAAUAGCAACCCCGAUGGGAUCUCCGCUUAGGAAACUCUUAUCGGAAGAAAUCCUCAAGCUCGCAGAAACGGAUUACUUCAUUGGCCUGAAGCAGAAAUGGUGGGAGUCAAACCAACCCUGCCCAGCCGCAGCCCCGCCGUCGGAAGAGAUGGGCAUGGCUGAGCUCGUCGGAGUUUUCCUCGUCCUGCUCGUCGGCUGUGUGAUGGGAAUCUUCAUGAUGUUCGGAGAGUUCUUGUGGGAAGCUACCUAUACACCAUAUGGCGAAAGGUCAUUGCUCGUGAUCGAACUGUGGUGGGCUUUCAAGUUCGCCAUAUGGGGUGACGACAAGAGACCCCGGCCGGAUGGGAUGGAGAGGUACUUCGUUUCAGCGAAACCGGUAGAAAAAUCUCCGCGGCCAGCGCUCGAGUAUCGCGCCGAAGUUUUGGGAGACGUUGAGCAAUGA